AUGAAUACCAUAUUUGGUUAUAUUUUACAGGGGGCAUGUCAAGUUACUAGGGAAUCUAAAUCCUCGGUACAAGUUUAUUUUGCUAACACGGAUGCUAUAUUGGAGAAAUUUUGGGAGGUGGAGGAGGUGCCUGUCAAGAUGAAGGAUCCAAAGGAAGAGCCAUGUGAAGUUCACUUUGAACAGACCCACCAGCGGGAUGCAACAGGACGAUACGCACUGCGGCUACCGUUUCUAGCGGAUCAUCCUGAGUUGGGGGACUCUCAAAACCAAGCACGUAGACGGUUUCACGCUUUGGAGAAGCGGCUCCAGGCGAAUCCGGGGUUAAGCAGCAAAUACGUGGACUUCAUGCGGGAGUACCAGCAGUUGGGGCACAUGGUUCCUUUCAGUGGAGAUCUUGAAGCAUCUCAUUAUGUAAUUCCUCAUCAUGGGAUAUUUAAAGCGGGAUCGGAGAAAAUUCGAGUGGUGUUUGACGCCAGCUGUCCUACAUCAACGGGGGUUUCUCUGAACGAUUGCCUUCAUGCUGGUCCUAAAUUACAGCAUGACGUUAUGCAGGUUAUCUGUCGGUUUCGGCUCCACAAAAUUGCGUUUUCUACGGACAUCCGGAUGAUGUACCGUAUGAUUGAGAUUCAACGGGAAGAUCAAAGGUAUCAGUUAAUAUUUUGGCGGGAAUCACCGAAGCUACCUUUGCAAUUGUUUGCCUUAACAACGGUUACUUAUGGUAUGAAAUGUAGUCCGUAUCUAGCUAUAAGGACUCUACGACAGCUCGCGGAGGAUGAGUCACGUGCGCCUAAAGGCGAGUCUGACCAAGGCGAGAUGGAUGCUUCCGGAUUAGCAGAGGCAGCUCGGGUGCUUCAAACAUCCGUGUAUAUGGAUGAUAUUUUAAGUGGAGCUCCUACUUUAGCCGAAGCUCAACGGUUAAAAAAGGACAUAAUUCACCUGCUGUCCUUGGGCGGAUUUGAACUGCGCAAAUGGAUGUCAAACGACGAACACCUCUUGGAGGAUAUUCCCUCAGAUCAUCGAGAGAAACCCCACUUAUUUGACACGGACGGUCCUGGUUAUGUGAAAAUCCUAGGAAUUCAAUGGAAUCCGGUUGCGGAUACCUUUACUUACCACACGAAUCUGGAUCCAGACGCGGUUUGGACAAAAAGAGCCAUUUUGUCCGUCCUCGCUCGUAUGUUUGACCCCAUGGGUUGGAUAACCCCGGUGAUUUUACAAGGGAAACUGUUGUUACAGCAGAUUUGGCUGCUGAAAUUAACCUGGGAUGAAUGUCCACCGCCAGAAAUUAUCAAGGAAUGGACUCACAUAUUUAUUAACCUCCCCGCCAUAGAAAACCUUAGGAUAAAUCGGUUUGUAUUAGCUGACGAGGUCGUUCAUUGCUCGUUACAUGGGUUCUCGGACGCCUCGGAAAAGGCUUUUGGCGCCGCAGUUUAUAUUCGUACUGUGACUACGAGUGGUCAGGUUCGAAUCUUUUUAAUGAUGGCUAAAUCUAAGGUCGCUCCGAUAAAGAGCAAACUAACCAUACCUAAAUUGGAACUAUCGGCUGCAGCGUUAGCAGUCAAAUUGCUAACAUACGUCUUAGAUUCUAUUAACGAUAAAGUUGUCAUGCAUGACAUUUUUGGUUGGUCGGAUAGCACGAUAGCUCUUUCGUGGAUGAAAUAUCCACCUCAUCGGCUUCAAACGUUUGAAGGAAACCGAGUGACCCAAAUCAACAACAGUGGUUUGGAUAUUAAAUGGAGAUACGUGCCCUCGGAGGGGAACCCGGCAGAUGUUGCCAGCCGAGGCUGUAAGGGGCACGAACUUCGGUCUCAUGACCUGUGGUGGGGUCCACCGUGGCUGUUGUCGGACGAAGGUGAUUGGCCGGUUAAUCUGGUGGAUCCGGUUGACACAUUGCCCGGUUUGCGGAGGGGCGGUAACGUCACUGUGUCGGCGGUUGCCGUAUCGGAUACAUCUCUCAUGGCCAAGUACAGCUCUUUGUCCACGUUAAUAGCGGUGACCGCGUAUUGCAUUCGGACUAAAGCCAAGCCAGACGAGCCUUUUAUGUCGGACUUACCAGCUGACCGGAUAAAUGCCACUGGAUUGUUUCAUACGGUGCAAACGGAUUUUGCGGAAUUGAGGCUGUGCUGA
Messenger RNA from Maniola jurtina (meadow brown), 2124 nucleotides. RefSeq lists its product as uncharacterized. The record is from RefSeq and is a predicted model, not a curated record. The transcript has 3 exons. NCBI's taxonomy places the organism in Eukaryota, Metazoa, Arthropoda, Insecta, Lepidoptera, Nymphalidae. The coding region runs from base 1 to 2124 and encodes 707 amino acids.